AUGAAGAAACAAAUCAAUAACAAUUUACAAUAAACAGUUCAAAAAUAACAAUAAGCAAAUAUUUUUUAAACCCAAAACAGAGAAUAAGAAAAAUAAUCUUUGGAUAUAAUUCAUAUAAGUAAAUCAAUAGUUUUUGAAGAACUCUACAUUCCUAAUAUAAUUAAGUUAAUGGAUGCAAAAAUCUAUUUUUGGGAAUAAUUAAUUAAAGGAUACAACACAAUUUAAGAAUUUCAAAAUGAGGCUAUUAAUUUAAGUAAGAAAGUGUAAUCAUUACAAAAAGAGUUAUUAUCAAAAUUAUCAUUUGAUGUUGAAAACAUUAGUCAUUUAGGAACUAAUUGUAAUGUAUUAGAAUUGAAAAUAGCCUCUAUUUUUUAUAGUUCAAUUAUGAAUGACUAUUACAAUUCAGCUUAAUGUGAAUUUUUAAUAUAAGAAAUAUUUAAUAUUGAACACACAUUAUCUUCUGAUGUUAUAACUAAUUUUACAUUGGUUGAAGACAAGGUAGCAUUAAUAAUGUUAAGUUUAGUCAGAAAUUUAGGUUAGAUUAUUAAUUAAGAUAAAAGAGGUUUAUCUCAAUAUUUUGGUUAUGAUGAUAAAGAAUUUUAACAAAUCUAAUAUAUAAAUUAAUUAAUGCCUCCAUUUUUAUCUGCAAUACAUGAUAAUUUAUUAGAAGAUUAUUUACAAUAAGCAAAAUCUAAAUUAUUUUAAUCUUAUAAUGUUGUAUUUAGUUCUGAUAAAUAAGGUUAUUUAGUAGCAUAAUAAUUAAAAAUAGACAACAAUUUUCUAAUUUAAGAUGAUUAUGUAAUUAUGGGAUGUCUAUCUUAAGUUAAAAGAGGAGUAGAUUUUUUAAUUUUUGGAGAUGAUGGUAAAAUAUGGGGUAGUACUUAAAAUUUAUUUUAAACUUAUUUUUAAAAUUAGAAUGAAAAAUUAACAUUGUAAAGAUUGAUAAACCAAUGUUAUAUAUAUAUGUUUCUUCCAUAAUUAAUUAAAAUUAUUGAUUCAUAUAAAAAUUAACUAAUUUCAUAAGAAUAUGAAGGGUUAUUAAUUGAGGAUUCUUGUAUUUUCAUGGUAAGAGAAAAUAUUAUUGAAUUGAUUUAACAUUUUUAAUCAUUAAGUAUAAAUAUGCCAAAGAGCAGCCAUUUUGAAAAAUCAUUUAUUCCAAAAAAGGCUUAAUUAUCUGAAGGAUCUUUAUCAAGAAAGAUAGGGACAAUCUCUAUUUAAUAAAAUGAUUUAUAUGAAAAACAAUAAGAUUAAUUAGCUUAGAUUGAAUUAAAUAGAAAAUAAUCUGAGGAAUCUAUUAAACCAGCUUAAUAUAAUGGAAUCCCUUUAUUAAAUAAAUAAUAUUAAAAUGAGAUCUAGUAAUAUUUAGAGAGUAUAGAAGUAUAAAUAUAUAAUAUAUAUAUAUAGGAAAAACCAGCAGAUAAAUAUCUAAUUAAGUUUUCUCUUAAUUUUAAAAAUAUUGGUAAAGAAAACUAUCACAGAUCAUUUUUUAUACUUGAAAUUAUAGAUAUAAGAAGGAAAGAUUUAAUAGGAAAAUCUAUAUCUGAAAAUUAAAAUUAAUAAACAAAUGAUAGUAAAUUCUAUUCACUAUAAAAUAAUAAUCAUAGUAAUUGUAUUUUAAAUGUUAGAUACAACAUAAGAGGAAGAACAAACUAAAGCUAAUGUAUCUGGAUUUGUUUAAUCAGAAUAACCAUAUUCUGAGAUUGUUCCAAUUAGUAAAGAUAUUGGUUGUGGAGUGACUGAUCUUUUGGAAAGAAUGGGACCUUCAAAAAAAUAAAAAUAAGAUCAAGAUUUUGGUUUAUUCAAUUUAGAUUCUGGUAGAGAUAGUAUGAGUUAUGGUCCUUUAUCUUAAAGAGCUCAUUUUAUAAAUCCAAAUUAAAAAGAAGGAGAAUUAGAAGAAAUUGUAAAAUUGGAUUAAGAUUUCAAUGUAUUAGGAAUUUAAUUAAAUAGUGCUAGUGCUAUUAUGUAAAAAGUAAAAAACUAAUAAUAUGAACCUGAAGAUGAAUUUGAUAUUGAUGAAUCACUUAAAUAAUAAAAAUAACAACUUGGUAAAUCAAGUAGUGAUAAUGAAAAGGAUAAAAAAAAUGAUAUUUUAGAAAUAAUGAAAAAGAAUAAAUUGAAAGGAAAAAAUCAUGAAGAAGAAGAUGUUGAAGCUUUAAAAUCUAAAUCAAGUAUGACAUCUGCAACUUCUGGGAAUUCAGCAAUUUAAAUUAUCAAAAAGUUUUAAAGCACUACUCAUCUUACAUAAGGACUUAAAUUUAUAUCAAUAUCUAGUCUAAGUGUUUUUUUAAUUCUAAUAAUCUUGAUAACAGUCCAUUUAGUAAUAAUUACAAUUAGUAAUUAAGAUACAUCUUUAACUAUUAAUGAUAUUAAUGGACCUUUCAUAUUAAAUAGAAGUUAUUUAGAAGUUAUUUCAUUUACAUGGAGUUUAAUUGUUGGAACUUUAGAUAUUAUUGAUACGAGUGAAUUUAUGAAAGCAUAAACAUUUAGUGAUUUAUAUAAUACUACAAGUGAAUUAUAUGAUGAAAUUAAUAAUAUGUAUUUAGGGUUUAUUGAAGUAGAAGAAAGAGGUAUGUUAUCUUUAUAAAAAUUUACUUUUUUAAAAGGAAAUACAGAAGAUAUAAGAUUUCCUUAUUUUAUUAAUUUAAUUGAGGGAACCUUAGAUAGAGUUGUAAAAAUAGUAUAACUUGAGAUUAAGGAUUUUUCUAAAAUAUUAACAAGGGAAUAUUUGGAUUAAUUAUUUUUAUUGAGAUUUAAUCUAAAUCAAUUAUAUUUGAUGUCAUCAGAAUUAAUUGAUUCUUUGAAUGUAGUGUUUUUGACUUAAACUAAUGAAAGGGUUAUUGAAAUGUAGACUUAAGUUAUUAUUGAAAUAAUUUGCAUUGCUGUCAUUUUAUUAAUUGAGUUGUAUUUUUGGAAACAAAUAUAAAAUUAUAGUUAGUAACUAAUGCUUUUAACAGGAAGACUUUAAGAAAGUGAUGCAAAUGAAUCUAUUGCACGAGCUUCUUUGGUUAAAGAAACCUUAACAUAAUAAAGUGGAAAAUAUAGUUGGAAGAAAUAAAAUUAUUAUUCUUUAAAUUAUUAAUCUCUUAAUACAUUAAAUUUUGAACUAUUAAAUUAAUAGUCUAGAAUUAUCAAAGAUUUAGCUUUAAAAAAUCAUCUUGAUAUAAAUUAAAAUAAGAAUCAUUAAUAAGAAAAUAAUAAUAGAAAGUAAUAAUCUUAAACAAAAAGAAAUAUUAAUGUUGUCUUAAGUUCAAGAAUUUAUAAUACUCAAAUAAGUUUGUUAUCUUAUAUUAUUAUGUUACUCAUAGUAUUUAUUAUAAUAACUUUAAUGUUGUUUGGAGGAUUUUUACUAUUUUCUUAAUAAAUUUCUGAUUUAGGUCCUUCUUAGGCUUUAACUGGAAAUUAUAUUAAAUUUACUUAAAAGUUAGACACUUUAAUGGCAUGUGCUUUAAUAUUAAAGACUUAAUAAUUAGUUUAUAAUGCAGUAAUAGAUUUAGAAAUUUAUGAUCAAGCAACAAUAAAUUCAUUCCAUUAAACAAAUGAUAUAGUUGAAUUAUUCAGUGAUUUAAGUAAAAUUUAUUCUGAAAAUUUAACCUCUAUAUAUGAGAGUAUAUUAUAGUCAAAUAAAAUAAAGGAAGAGGAUAAAUAAUUAUUAUUUUCACUUUAUCAAGAUGAUUUUUGUCAAGAACUUAGUGAUGAAAUACCUAUGUGCAAUUUAGAUGAUUUUGGAUUUGAAAAGUUUACUUAAGCCUUUGAAUAACCUAUUUUACCUUAAGAUGAUAAUAGAGAAUAUGUUAAUAAAGGUAUUGUUGGAGUAAUAAGUAGAUUGGAUACAUUAUUUGGUUAAUUUUUUGAUUAUGAAAUUGAGUUUAAGUAAUUUUAACCAGAUACUGAUUUAUGUUUAGAAUAAAUAAAAAUGAAAGAGUUUAGAAAUGCAGUAUUUUCUCACUUUUUAGAUACUAAUGAUGGAACCAAUACAUUUUUGGAUAUCAUUUAUAUUAGUAUUUAUGGAAUAUUAGAUGAAAAUCUAAGUUAUAUAUAUCUGUAUUAUGGUGUAGUUGGUGUAUUAGUUGGAUUAUCAUAUGCAAUAUACUAUAUUGUAAUAAUCAUUAAAACCAAUAAUAAAUUAAUUAGAACAAGAUUGGCUUUGAUUACAUUACCUAUUUCAAUUUUAACAGAGUAACAUACAAUAUCAAUGUUAAAAAGAUUAAAUUGA
Paramecium pentaurelia is the source of this 4213-nucleotide messenger RNA. The record is from the annotation of a GenBank genome assembly. Lineage: Eukaryota; Ciliophora; Oligohymenophorea; Peniculida; Parameciidae.